UAUUUCAUUGUGACCCAUACCAAAAGAAAUUAGUAAAACAUUGAGAAAUUUGCCCUUUCCUUUCCUCACAAAUCAUUCUAGGGUUCCUAAAAGUUCCCAGUUUUCCUUUUUCUCUUUCCAUUUUUGUUGAGUUUCAGCUCUUGCUUCUCCUCCUCAACUUUGAUGUCUUCCUUUAAUUUAUCCACGUAUCUUUAAAAUUUACCAUUUCCUGAGAUAUCUUAGUCUUAAAUUAAAAUUUUCUUCACUAUAUAUUAGCUUAUCUCUUCUUCAUUUUCUCUGCCGACACUUGAUCUUUCUCUCUCUUCGGAAUAAAAAGAAGAAAAAAAGUCAAAAGAAGAAAAAUGGUGAGAGGAAAGAUAGAGAUGAAGAAAAUAGAAAACGCGACGAGUAGACAAGUGACUUUCUCAAAAAGAAGAAAUGGUUUGCUGAAGAAAGCUUAUGAGCUCUCAGUACUCUGUGAUGCUCAAGUUUCUCUCAUUGUUUUCUCUCAGAGAGGAAGGCUUUACGAAUUUUCCAACUCUGACAUGUGGAAGACGAUCGAACGUUACCGCAAGUACACAAAAGAUCAUGAAACCAACAACCAUGACUCAGAAAUUUACGUCCAGCGAUUAAAGGAAGAAGCAAGCCACAUGAUCACAAAGAUUGAACUCCUUGAAUUUCACAAGCGGAAGCUACUGGGUCAAGAACUUGCUUCGUGUUCUCUAGAAGAGCUUCAAGAAAUUGAUAGUCAACUCCAAAGAAGUUUGGCCAAGGUCCGAGCAAAAAAGGCGCAAUUGUUCAGGGAGCAAUUGGAGAAGCUAAAAGCAAAGGAGAAACAAUUGUUAGAAGAGAACGUCCGGUUACAUCAAAAGACUGUUUUAGAACCAUGGAGAGGGUCGACUGAUCAACAAGAGAAAUUCAGAGUCAUAGAUCUUAAUUUGGAAGUAGAAACUGAUUUAGUCAUCGGUUUGCCAGAGAAGCACUGCAAAUAACAUUAUCUUAUAUGUUCUUUAACCAAAACAAUAUAAUAUUUUAUGUUUGUAUUUUCAUCAUCAAAUCUGUAAAAUUCUUCAAUAAAUUGCGAGUUAAUGAUUUGUAAUAUUAUCUUAUGAUUUUAAUCCUUA
Molecule: messenger RNA, 1103 nt
Organism: Brassica rapa (field mustard)
Lineage: Eukaryota; Viridiplantae; Streptophyta; Magnoliopsida; Brassicales; Brassicaceae
Product: MADS-box protein AGL42
Biological process (GO): positive regulation of transcription by RNA polymerase II
Cellular component (GO): nucleus
Molecular function (GO): protein dimerization activity; RNA polymerase II transcription regulatory region sequence-specific DNA binding; DNA-binding transcription factor activity
Source: RefSeq, a predicted model, not a curated record